AAACAUAUCAUAAAAAACAAUAAACUGAUAUAUGAGAUAAUGGAAGACAGUUCCAAUAAAAAGUAUAUUUUAAAUAUUUGUAAAAUUGCAUAUAAAAUGUUUGUUAACAAUAAAAUAAUUUUUUCCAAAGAUGAAAUUCAAGCUUUUACUAAUGACUUUGAUAAAAAUGAAGUUAAUUUCUUUGGAUUUAUAGAAAGGAUUGAAAUAGAUCUUGGUUGUUAUUAUCAAUUUGUUCAUUUGACAAUAAUGGAGUUUUGUGCAUCUGUAUAUGCAUAUAAUUGUUUAAGUAGUGAUAAGAUUGUGGCCAAUAAGAGGCUGAAGAGUUGUUUAUCAAUGAUUUGUGGAUUAGCCAAUAAAAACCCAAAUAGUUUAUUAAAGUUUCUUGUUAACCUGGAUUCUUCAAAAAAAACCUAUAAAGAAUCUUCAUUUUUGUUUUCUAUUUUGGAUCGUCUAAGUAAAAGUGAUAAAAGAAAAGAUUACCAUGAUUUAUUCAUUGAAUGUUUUUAUGAAAGUCAAUCAUCAUUUAAUGAUGAAAUUAAAUCAAUUGUUGAUAAAAGAUGGCGGUGGAAGAUUUGGAUUGACAAUAGAAAAACUUCUUACUUAACUUCUUGCGAAAAUUAUUUCAUAAAUCAUUACGUAAAAUCUGGAAGAAAGUUAUGGUGUUUACGUGUUAAUAAAAAUAUUUUAAGUGAUGAAGAAAAAAAACUUUUAGUUCAAUGUUCAACUAAUGUUUGCAAUGUCAUCUUUUAUCGUCCAAAUAAUUUCGAAGGAUGGAAACCGAAAGAUAAGAUUGAAGUGUUGGGGAUAUGGAUCUCAGAUUAUUUAAUAACAAAAAAAGAUUUUGAAGAAAAUUUUCUUCCGUGGAUUAAUCUUUGUGAAGAAUUAUAUCUUAAACUUCACAAAGACAUUGAUUUUAUUAAAGAAUUAUAUGAAUGGAUUCGUUGUUCGAAUGUCGAGAAGUUUAGGAUCACGUACCGUGGAGAAUCUUUUGAAAACCUCGAUGAUUGAAUGAAAACCUCGAUGUAUUAAAAAACUUUACAACACGAUAAAAUAUUUAAUACCUUAAAUAUAUUAAAUAAAAACAAUAACUAUAAAUAACUAAUGAAAUAUUUAAUGUAUUAUU
Molecule: messenger RNA, 1123 nt
Organism: Hydra vulgaris (swiftwater hydra)
Lineage: Eukaryota; Metazoa; Cnidaria; Hydrozoa; Anthoathecata; Hydridae
Biological process (GO): regulation of apoptotic process
Molecular function (GO): protein binding
Source: RefSeq, a predicted model, not a curated record